CAGAAACCAGGGGGAGAAGGCGGCCGAACCCCAGCUCUCCGAGCACCGGGGCGGAAGCCGCGGUCGGAGACGCGCAGGAAGCCGGGACCGGAACCUCGGCUGACCCGGCCCCACCCAACUCACCUGCGCAGGUCACCAGCACCCUCGGAACCCAGAGGCCCGCGCUCUGAAGGUGAUCCCCCUGGAGAGGAAGGCGAUGGCCCCUGCGAGGACUAUGGCCGGCACCCGCCGCGCCCCGGCCCGCAUCCCUGCCGUCGCCUUGUGGCUUCUGUGCGCGCUGGGCCUCCAGGGCACCCAGGCCGGGCCGCCGCCCGCGCCCCCGGGGCUGCCCGCGGGAGCCGACUGCCUGAACCUCUUUACCGCUGGGGUGCCUGCCUUCGUGCUGGACACCAAUGCCUCGGUCAGCAACGGAGCCACCUUCCUAGAGCCCCCCAGCGUGCGCCGGGGCUGGGACUGUGUGCGCGCCUGCUGCACCACCCAGAACUGCAACUUAGCGCUGGUGGAGCUGCAGCCCGACCGCGGGGAGGACGCCAUCGCCGCCUGCUUCCUCAUCAACUGCCUCUACGAGCAGAACUUCGUGUGCAAGUUCGCGCCCAGGGAGGGCUUCAUCAACUACCUCACGAGGGAAGUAUACCGCUCCUACCGCCAGCUGCAGACCCAGGGCUUUGGAGGGUCUGGAAUCCCCAAGACCUGGGCGGGCAUAGACUUGAAGGUACAACCCCAGGAACCCCUGGUGCUGAAGGAUGUGGAAAACACAGAUUGGCGCCUACUGCGGGGUGACACGGAUGUCAGGGUAGAGAGGAAAGACCCAAACCAGGUGGAACUGUGGGGACUCAAGGAAGGCACCUACCUGUUCCAGCUGACAGUGACCAGCUCAGACCACCCAGAGGACACGGCCAACGUCACAGUCACUGUGCUGUCCACCAAGCAGACAGAAGACUACUGCCUCGCAUCCAACAAGGUGGGCCGCUGCCGGGGCUCCUUCCCACGCUGGUACUAUGACCCCAUGGAGCAGAUCUGCAAGAGUUUCGUUUAUGGAGGCUGCUUGGGCAACAAGAACAACUACCUUCGGGAACAAGAGUGCAUUCUAGCCUGCCGGGGUGUGCAAGGUGGGCCUUUGAGAGGCAGCUCUGGGGCUCAGGCGACUUUCCCCCAGGGCCCCUCCAUGGAAAGGCACCAUCCAGUGUGCUCUGGCACCUGUCAGCCCACCCAGUUCCGCUGCAGCAAUGGCUGCUGCAUCGACAGUUUCCUGGAGUGUGAUGACACCCCCAACUGCCCCGACGCCUCCGACGAGGCCACCUGUGAAAAAUACACGAGUGGCUUUGACGAGCUCCAGCGCAUCCAUUUCCCCAGUGACAAAGGGCACUGUGUGGAUCUGCCAGACACAGGACUCUGCAAGGAGAGCAUCCCGCGCUGGUACUACAACCCCUUCAGUGAACACUGUGCCCGCUUUACCUAUGGCGGUUGUUAUGGCAACAAGAACAACUUUGAGGAAGAGCAGCAGUGCCUCGAGUCUUGUGGCGGCAUCUCCAAGAAGGAUGUGUUUGGCCUGAGGCGGGAAAACCCCAUUCCCAACACAGGCUCUGUGGAGAUGGCUGUCGCAGUGUUCCUGGUCAUCUGCAUUGUGGUGGUGCUAUCCAUCCUAGCUUACUGCUUCUUCAAGAACCAGAGAAAGGGCUUCCACAGCCACCACCACCCACCACCCACCACUGCUAGCUCCACUGUUUCCACUACUGAGGACACGGAGCACCUGGUCUAUAACCACACCACCCAGCCCCUCUGAGCCUGGGUCUUGCCGGCUCUCACUGGGCCCUGCUUCCUGCUUGCCAAGGCAGAGGGCUGGGCUGGGAAAAACUUUGGAACCAGACUCUUGCCUGUUUCCCAGGCCCACUGUGCCUCAGAGACCAGGGCUCCAGCUCCUCUUGGAGAAGUCUCAGCUAAGCUCAGAUCCUGAGGAAGGGUUUGGAAGGAGCAGAAAACCCUUGGACCAGAAGUACCAGACUAGAUGGACCUGCCUGCAUAGGAGUUUGGAGGAAGUUGGAGUUUUGUUUCCUCUGUUCAAAGCUGCCUGUCCCUACCCCAUGGCGCUAGGAAGAGGCUUGGGGUGGUAUCAGACCCUGGAGGCCCCAACCCCGUCCUCCGGAGCUCCUCUUCCACGCUGUGCGCCCAGGGCUGGGAGGAAGGACUUCCCUGUGUAGUUUGUGCUGUAAAGAGUUGCUUUUUGUUUAUUUAAUGCUGUGGCAUGGGUGAAGAGGUGGGGAAGAGGCCUUCCCCUAAGAUUGGGCUCCCUGCCCUUGACCAGCCCCAACCUGGCCUGGACUGGCAGACAGAACCAGGAGAGGCUCAGCUGCAUCCCGCAGCCCCCACCCCCAGGUUCUCCAACAUCACAGUCCAGCCCGCCCACAGGGUAAUAAAAGUGGUUUGUGGGGU
Molecule: messenger RNA, 2430 nt
Organism: Macaca mulatta (Rhesus monkey)
Lineage: Eukaryota; Metazoa; Chordata; Mammalia; Primates; Cercopithecidae
Gene: SPINT1
Product: serine peptidase inhibitor, Kunitz type 1
Biological process (GO): extracellular matrix organization; epithelium development; epidermis development
Cellular component (GO): plasma membrane
Molecular function (GO): serine-type endopeptidase inhibitor activity; protein binding
Source: RefSeq, a predicted model, not a curated record